Molecule: messenger RNA, 1721 nt
Organism: Salvia miltiorrhiza (redroot sage)
Lineage: Eukaryota; Viridiplantae; Streptophyta; Magnoliopsida; Lamiales; Lamiaceae
Product: F-box protein SKP2B-like
Exons: 5
Coding region: 278-1366 (362 amino acids)
Biological process (GO): SCF-dependent proteasomal ubiquitin-dependent protein catabolic process
Cellular component (GO): SCF ubiquitin ligase complex
Molecular function (GO): protein binding
Source: RefSeq, a predicted model, not a curated record
CGAUACGUACAACAAUCGAAGACACAAUUUCAAUAUUUGACUCAUCUCGAAAAAGAAAAAAAAAAUCUCCACCCCCAUAUUUUUCACGCUCAUUGAAGCAGUCCCAAAAUAUCAUUCAAGAAAAUAUUAAAGUAUAUAUAUUGCGGAAGAUAAUUGUUUUGCUUAUCCUUUGAUUUUCUGGUUGACAGAAUUAAAAAAGGUAGCAGCUUUAUGAUCUUUAGCUUUUAUGCUUUUGGAUUCUAUAUAAUUAAGGAGGGUGCGUGAGGAAAAUCAGAGAAUGGGAGGAGCAGAGGGCCUUGAUUUCUCCUUUGAAAAUAUGGAGAUUAUAUGCGGCGGCGGCGGCGGCGGGGUGACGCUUAGUGAGUGGAAGGAUAUACCGGUGGAGCUGUUGAUGAGGAUUCUGUCUCUGCUGGAUGAUCGGACGGCGGUGGCGGCGGCCGGGGUUUGCCGUGGUUGGAGAGAUGCCCUUUGCUGGGGCCUCACUCAUCUCUCUCUCUCUUGGUGCAAGAGAAACAUGAACAAUUUGGUCCUAUCACUAGCUCCCAAAUUCACAAAACUGCAAUCGCUGAUUCUACGACAAGACGUGCCUCAGCUCCAAGACAAUGCUGUUGAGGAAAUCGCGAGCCAUUGCCAUGAACUGCAAGAGCUGGAUCUCAGCAAGAGCUUCCUACUCAGAGACCCGUCCUUGUAUGCCAUAGCUCGUGGUUGUCCAAAUCUCAUAAAGCUGAACAUAAGUGGCUGCUCGGCAUUCAGCGACACUGCUCUCGGAUAUCUAACCGGCCAUUGCAGGAAACUCAAAUCUCUAAAUCUCUGUGGAUGUGUUGGGACUGCAUCUGAUAGGGCCCUAAAGGCCAUUGGAUACAACUGCAACGGAUUGCAAUAUUUGAACCUCGGAUGGUGUGAUCGAGUUGGUGACGAAGGGAUAAAGAGCUUGGCCUACGGUUGCCCCGAUCUCAGAGCUAUCGACUUGUGUGGAUGCGUUCUCAUAACCGACGACAGCGUGAUAGCUCUGGCUGACAGCUGCCUUCACCUGAGGUCCCUCGGCCUUUACUACUGCCAGAACAUCACGGAUCGAGCCAUGUACUCACUAGCACAGAGCCGGGUCAAGAACAAGCACGAGGUGUGGGCGUCCGUGAAGAACAGGUACAACGAGGAGGAGGGGCUUACGAAUCUCAAUAUCAGCCAGUGCACCGCCCUGACGCCUCCAGCAGUGCAGGCGCUGUGCGACUUGUGUCCUGCGCUCCAUACGUGCUCGGGCCGUCACUCGCUGAUCAUCAGCGGCUGCCUCAACUUGACGUCCGUGCACUGUGCUUGCGCUGUCCAGGCGCACCGUGGCUCGACGGCGCUGCCUCACUUGGCUCACUGAACUUCACUGUUGAGAAGCAAUAAUCUGUUGAUCACUCAUCUUCCUCUGUACACAAUUUCAUCGUCAUCAACGUCAAAUGCCGGGUUGCAGAGGCACCUGAAGAGCCUGCCGAUGCCCUGUCACAAAUGGAAAUAAAUCACAGUGAGACUCAACUGCUUCUGCUGCUUAUCUGAUUCAAAUGAAUGUACAAGUAUGUGUGUGUAUAUAUAUAUGUGUAGAGAGAGAGAGAGAGAGAGAGACCUGUGUAACAAGAGGAGUCCUGUAAUUUAGUGGUCUGUGAGAGUCUUCAUCAUCACUGCUAUCAGAGCUGCUGUCAUCUUCAUCUGCUGAAGCAACUUUCUUCUUUGAUGUUCCA